Messenger RNA from Metarhizium robertsii ARSEF 23, 6753 nucleotides. RefSeq names its product Ankyrin repeat-containing domain protein. Gene Ontology annotation, biological process: protein localization to ciliary inversin compartment. The record is from RefSeq and is a predicted model, not a curated record. Gene Ontology annotation, cellular component: ciliary inversin compartment. The transcript is spliced from 9 exons. Lineage: Eukaryota; Fungi; Ascomycota; Sordariomycetes; Hypocreales; Clavicipitaceae. Gene Ontology annotation, molecular function: protein binding. Bases 1 to 6753 code for a protein of 2250 amino acids.
AUGGAUGGCCCUAUCCACUUGGUUCUUGUGUCUGGAGUUGCUGGGUCUCGUGCAGGAGAAGACGGAGAUCCCAAGAAGUUUCUCAUUGAACGAUUUCCGAACUGUCUCCUCGACGAAUUCUGCCUCUUAGGCGGCUCCGUCACCAGAAGCCGACUUUUGUACCACAGAUCCAGCUUGCUACUAGAACAACUACGGAACUCGCGAAGCUCUCAGAACGUCUCACAUGUCUUUUUCGGCGCACCGCAUAGAGCAACUGGGCAAAACACCUGGGAGCAUAUGUGCUCGCGCCUCAUUCUGAUGUUUGUGCCACCACCAGAGUACCCCGUCAAACUUGUUCAACGCUUAGCGGGCGGAUUGGACGGCCUUGACGCAAGUUUCCGCACAAUAUCUAGCAGUUUUGACGUUGUCAACUUUUACGAGUCAAGUAGACAUCCCUCAGAUGAGACGGACGUCCCCUGUGACACUACACACGAGGAGCUCUGGCGGUUUUAUCCUGGGGAACCCGUAGCUGAGGAGCUGUACCAACGGAUCCUUGCAACGAGAAACAGUUCGUCAAACAUCCAUCGGUUGAGGCCAACCUUUGUAACAUCGACCCAAGUGGACUGGAUCUGCGACAACAAUGCUGUCAUGUCCUGGAGAAGCGACCCCUCGGUAGGGAUUCUACGCAUUAGCGGACCUUCAAGCUCUGGUCCAACUGCAGUAGCGGCACGGAUUCUGGGGAUGCUCCUAGAGAAAACAGAUCUCAAAAGAACCGUAUAUCUCAGCUUCUCGUUCGACAAGAAUAAUAUUCGUGCCCGUGCUCCAUUCGAUCUUUAUCUUUCACUAUGUCGUCAACUUCUCUCUUCUCGGCCAGGUUACUUUGAACAUAUUUCACCUGUUGCCAAGUUCCUUACCAAAGAUGGCGUUUGUACUACGGAGACCCUGUGGGUUAUGGUCCGAUGCCUGAUGAGUCACUUACUAGACGACCAAAGUGUCUCGGUAUACUGCAUCGUUGAUGGCGUAGACCAGUGCAGCACCUUCCAAAAGGAGACGAUCAACCGCAUGGAGGGAUUCAUUGGACCGUCAAAAGGCCGAUUUAAACUUCUCCUCUCAGGGUCCUUGGUGGCACUGCAAUCAACUUGCGAGUCGACAAAGUACCAGGACGUUGCUCUUGAGUCAAGCAGUGAAAACAUGUUGUUCGCGAAAGAGCAACAUGUCCGGGGCAGGAUCAACGAGUUGGCACUUGACAACUCUGCAUGGGACGGGCUCGAAAAACUGGCGACCGAAAUGUUGGGAGAACUGCCCAAAGACUCGCCGUAUUUAUUGGUCAAGCUUAACAUGGUUUUGCUCGAGUGGACUGGCAGACAUUCGACAAGAAAGUCCCUGAAGAAGGCACUCAAACAACAACCCACAACACUCUAUGGAUUCUAUAACCGUGCACUGAGCUCCAUAGAUGAGGCAAACUGCAACUGGGUGACUGCAGCUCUUCGAUGGGUUGCCUUUGCAGUUCGACCCCUGAGACCGACUGAGCUGGCGGUAGCCGUGGCGCUUGACGAAAUCCCAGGGGGGUACCCUUGGACCACAGACUUUUCGUCCGACGAUUUUAGUGAUUUGAUCCGCCGAGACAUUAUUGGAGAUUUGAAGCAGCAUAUGGUACCGCUCUUGAAGGUGGAAGACAACCGAGUCUAUUUCAUCCACGACACCUUUCGAGCUUACCUCGUAGAAACAGUAUUUGCUUCCAGCCUGCCGCAGACAGAGAGUGAUACUCUGUCACAAAAAGAAGAAGAAGAGGAGGAGGAGGAGGAGGAGAAGCCGAGACGAGACAGUCUUGGCCAAGACGGCUGCCCGCUAGUUGACAGCCAUUGCAGCCUUCUCUUCUAUUGUCUCGAAUAUGUGAGGGGUUUCGGCAAACGAGGCGCAGAAUCUUUCAUUUGCGAAGACGGCAUCCUGACCUCCCUCCCUGCUGACUGGGACUUGGGCCUACUUAGCUAUGCAUCUCUGCAAUGGCCUCGCCAUUUUCGACAAACAACCACCAAGUCCGAAGCUCAGAGCUUUCUACUCCAGUUUCUCCAAGGUGGCGAGGGGGUGAAGACGUGGCAAAAUCUUCACCAUCUGCUGAAUCCAUUGCAUAAGAGAAUCAAUACCUCGCUGAACAGCCCUCUCAAAAUAGUGUGCAACUUUGGACUUGCAGAGCUGGUCGAUCGUUGCAUCGGUCUCUUGGCGCCUACCGAGGACCCAAAAGUCCAGAUGCGCGAGUCACUUAACCUUGCAGCCAGAAACGGCCAUGACAAUGUUGUUCGAAAUUUGCUUGACAAAGGCGUCAGAUCACCAGAGGCCCUUGGUCUAGCCGCUAGAGGGGGCUUCGAGAAUGUCGUUGAAACCCUGCUUUCCGUUGGUUUCGACCUGAACUAUAUAGACGAGACAAGGUAUGCGCCACUCCAUCACGCUACUUGUGGUGGCCACACGCAAAUCGUCUCGUUGCUUUUGGAAAAGGGGGCCGAUAUCAACGUUCUUAUAUCACCCAUUCCAAGCCAGGAGCUUUCGAAAUUGAUCCGUGAGCAAAACCGCCUUACUCGACAGUCAAGCUACCCCGAGUCGGAUUCAGACUCCGACUUGGACGUCGAUGACCUGAAACUGUCUCCAACGGGGACUGAGGCCAACGUGUUAGCCCACCUAGCCUGGUCUGAAUCGAGCUUACAUCUGGCAGCACUCACUGGGCAACUGGGAAUUGCCGAGCUGCUACUCGAGAGAGGUGCCGAUGUACAUAUAGAGAAUUCUACAGGAUACGGACCCUUGAGCUAUGCAGCAAUAGGGGGAUUCCCAGAGCUACUAUACCUACUUCUGAGGUAUAGAAAUGAUGGCCUAGAGAAGGUGAGUGUAGACAAAGUAUCCACGUCAGAUAGAAACACUGCACUACAUCUUGCGGUUGCGUGCGGUCAUACCGAGGCAGCUGGGAUCCUUUUACGACAUAGCAAGGACGCUCCCGAGCUUGCCCAAACAGCGAACAUCCACCACUUGACCCCUAUUCAUAUCGCGGCGCGACAGGGACAUGUCAGUCUCCUGAACUUGUUAGUCGACAAGACGGACAAGAAGCAAGACACAGAGAGCAUUGACAGCACAGACAAGGACGACCAGCAAAUGUCACCCAUAGAGUUUGUAAUACCCCCGGGAAACCCUUCCACAAGUUCUCGCCGACAUACUCGAAGACGGUCCCGCCGCAAGUCGACUUCAAGGCGCUCCCCAGAACGGAGAAGCAGGCCUUCUUCCGCGGCCCCGACUCCCAUCACCGUUCGGGAAGACCGACCCAAAUCAGCGCUGGAAUUAGCUGCUGGGAAUGGACACGACCAGGUUGUACGUGCCUUGCUUGAACGUAAAACCUGGAGCAGGCCGCGGGAUCGUGCAUUGGCUCUCAAUCUGGCAGCUAUGAAUGGACAUAGCAAAGUUGUCAAGACUCUUCUUGAGACCCUUGCCGGUGACAUCUUGGCCCCUGCUGCCGUCGAUUCUGGUGGGAAAACAGCAAUUCAUCUUGCAGCUGAAGGAGGGCACUCAAAAAUACUCGAAGAGCUACUUGCUCAUCCACGAUCAUUUCCGGUCAAUGCCACCACAAAUGAGGGUAUUGUGCCGCUUCAUAUUUCUGCCAGAGCCGGGCAUGUAAAUGCUAUGAUGGUUCUCAUCCGCCACAAGGCCGAAAAGGAUUUUGUUGAUCAACAUUCCAAAACAGCAUUGCUUCUUGCUGCGGAAAACGGACACCUGUCCUGCGUUGACCAGCUUCUUGAGCAAGGGGCUGAUCACAAAAAGACAGACGACUCGGGAAGGACAGCAUUACACCUUGCGGCGGGGAACGGACACAUGGCGGUUGCCAAGACAUUAUGCGCAUUCAAAGACAUCAUGUGGACGCAGGACGAAUGCCACUAUACGGCCUUUGACCUGUUGGUGCGCCAUGAGAAAAUCGAAUACGUCGAGGACUUUAUUCAGAUGCUAGAUAAUACUGUCGGUGACGAGACCGAGUCAAACCGAGGAGGGAUCCCACUUCAUAUGGCCGCCAACAUGGGGAAUAUUGACAUGUUGCGGCUCCUGCUUGACAAAGGUUGGAGGCCCGACGUUCGCGAUGCCGAAAGCUUGGCGCCGCUGCAUAUUGCAGUCAUGGAUGCCUUUUUUCCAGGCGUCAAGCUACUUCUUGAACACCCGCUCUGCGAUAUCGCCGCCAAGGAUAGUCUUGGUCGAACGGUAACGCACCUUGCUGGGACAGCGGAGCUAGCGAGCUAUCUCUUAAGCUCUGGGGCUGCAAACGACUUGAAAGACAGCUUCGGCCGAACUCCGUUAUAUCAAGCUGCUUUCGAUGGCCAUGUUGGGGUGGCUGAAGUACUUCUUGACUCAAAACCCAAGCCAAAUAUUGCUACUCGAGAUUCGGAUGGUUGGAAUGUUCUGCACGCGGCAUUUGACAACCCGUCCAUGACCAAGUUGCUGCUGAAGCAUGAUGCGGAACCAAAUGCUCUGACAAAUGAAGGUCUUACACCUUUAGCUCUCGCCAUCCGGGAGAAUUUCAUCAAAACUGCGGGGCUGCUGUUGGGAGCCGGCGCUGAUCCAAACCUCGUGGGUGCCUUCGAGGACCCCCCGCUGAUUUUGGCAUUCGAACAGGAGAACACUCUCCAGCUAAUCAAGAUACUUGCUAGCAAGAGCAAUCGUCUGAAUCUCUUUGCUAAGGGCCCUGAUGGGGACACUGCACUUCGCAUCGCGGCGCGGCGGGGGAAACUCCCUGAGGCCCAAUAUCUGCUCAAGGCACUCGAAGAUAGUGCAACACCUGGCCUCAAAGCCGUGUGUUUUUCAGCUCUCCGCGACUGCGUGUCUUCGUUGGAAUUUAACUCUGAACUGGCAGAGAUGUUUGUCAAACGCGACGUCGAGGGCAUGGUGAACAGAACAUCUGAGCCUCGGCCUACUGCGCUGCACGUGGCAUGUUCCAAAGGCACUAUUGGUGCGGUCAAGUGGCUCCUCGAAAAAGGGGCGUACGUCAAUACUCUGCGAGGAGGGUACAGCGCAUUAUGUGCCGCUGUGGAAAGCGACCAGGAUGCCCAGGAAAAAGUCGAGUUGCUCCUCGAACACGACGCUGAUGUCAAUGUCACCCACGAAAACCAAGCCACCGCUCUUCAGAGAGCAUCAUCCAAAGGAAGGACACAACUUGUCAAGCUGCUCAUCGACAACGGAGCAGACGUUAAUCUCACGGGAGGUGACCUUGAUAGCGUUCUGAAUGCAGCUAUCCGAACUGGGUCAGACUUGGCCACUAUCCGACUCAUAAUCAAGAAAGCAGGCGUCUCCAGAGCUGGGAGAGAUGGCAGGUUACCUAUUCACAUCGCAGCUAUAUCAGACAGGGCCAACGUUUUGCAAGUCCAGGUAAACGCGGGAGCAAAUCCUCUGGCCAGAGACGCAGACGGGCGGUCCGCCCUAAUACACGGAGUUGCAAAUCUCAGCGACGAGGCGGUCGAGUACCUCCUCAGGGAAGGCUAUUUCGAUGCCGAUGAGGUGGACACCAACUCCCAGACGCCUCUUAUCCUUGCUACGAUAUUUGGCUGCAAGACCACCGUCAAGCUCCUCCUCGAAGAAAAGGGCUUCAGCAAGCCCGAGGUACUCAAUGCUCAGGAUUAUGAAGGCAAGACGGCCCUGGUGCGUGCAGCGGCUCUAGACCAUCUCGAAAUUAUCGAGGAGCUGUUGGAAAGGGGCGCAGACCCGUGUCUUGUCGACUGCCGUGGCCGCAGCGCGCUCUAUUGGGCUGCGCGCGGAGCACGGAUGGAGACGCUUGGGGUUGUCAUCAGGGCCCUGGAAGAGCGAGAUGAUCAGCCCGCGGACCUCUGGAACGUUGCUGUUCACGGAGCUAUUGCAUCCGAUAGGCCGUAUGCUCUCGAAAAACUCCUCGAGAAGGAGGAUGUGGAUGUCGAGUUCACGGGGCCCGAUGGUUGGACUCCGUUGUAUACUGCCCAACGGUAUGACUCGGGCCGUAUAGAGUCAAUUCUGCACCAACAUGCUCAAAUCUCUUCAAAGCCAGCAGAAGGGCUGCAGAGGCCAACCAAGUGGCAUCCUCAGGAUUCAUACCGUAGUUUCGAGAUGGGACCCGAUGGCAACACCCUGAGUGUUCUGGGAGGGACCAAAUUUAUCUAUCGGACCGGGCUAGACAGCGCAAUCGUCAGGGCAGACUACCCCAUGCUGCCCCUUUACAAAGGCAGAGUCUACUAUUUUGAGCUUAGACUCACCAAAGUUGCCGAAAAAGGGUUCGUCGGCAUUGGAUUCUGCGAAGACAAGACUUCGCUGGAUAGAGCGCUCGGCUGCUUCCAAGGCUCAUGGGCGUUCCAUUCGGACGACGGCUGUCUUUUUGAGGACGGGAAUAAUCCAUGGACUGGAACUAAGUAUGCUGAUGCUUGCAGUGAGGCGGGCAAGGUCCUCGGGUGCGGAAUCAACUUUGCAACAGGCGAAGCAUUUUAUACCAUCGACGGAACAGCUGUCGGGCGGGCCUUCACCCAAAUUCGUGGCAAGUUGUACCCAGCCGUAACUAUGAAAGUGGCCUACGGAGGCUGGGAGGUAUCCGUUGUGUUCCCAGGAAAGGAUGGAAAGUCUGACGAUUUCAUGUACAAGGGGGAUUUAGAGAGCGAGGAUUUAACUCGGGAGGAUACAGAUGGUAAUGCUGCUGAGGCACAAUGUGGCAAGCCUGAAUACCAGGCUCUAUUGGCGGCCCCGGACACCAUGAUUCUCCUUCGCCGGAAACGGCACAAGAGGUGGCUCUAUUGA